Messenger RNA from Durio zibethinus, 2790 nucleotides. Its product is annotated as MACPF domain-containing protein CAD1-like. The record is from RefSeq and is a predicted model, not a curated record. Gene Ontology annotation, cellular component: plasma membrane. Gene Ontology annotation, biological process: regulation of salicylic acid mediated signaling pathway; plant-type hypersensitive response. NCBI's taxonomy places the organism in Eukaryota, Viridiplantae, Streptophyta, Magnoliopsida, Malvales, Malvaceae.
CAGGCUUAAACUAACCUUCUCGUUCCUCCUAAAAUGUUCAACCUAUUUAAAAAAAAAAAUUUCCAAAGCUAGUGUUCUACUUUCCUUAAUUCUGCAUUGAUGAAUCUUGGCCUAAUAAAACAAACAAGUAAUAUUGCCUUCGGUUUUGUCUAUUCGUUGAUAAAAACAAUUCGACUUUGAGAGACAGAGUCAAUGGUUUUGGAACAAUAUAAUCGUAACUCAUAAGAUAGCUGAAAGUCUACACUGGAAUACAAACUCUGAAAAUUUAUUUAUUUUUAUUUUUAUUUUAUUUUCACCCCAAUAUUACAAGAAAAAAUGAAUUUCAAGAGAAAUCAUCAGAUUAGAUUGUUAUCUUUCAGAUCCUUUUACAAAUACAACGUAGAGUUCUUAAUUCUCUCAUAAGUCUUUUCUCCCCAGUUAUUGGUCUCUCAGUCAACUUCGCAUUCUCAAAGACAGAAACAAACGGUGUGGUUUUGACUAUCACCCCAUCUCCCACUUUUCUUCACCUCAUAAUAUUCAUUCGAUUUCUUUGGAAUUCAGUAUAAUAGGGAAUUGGGUCUUUGAGCUGAGCUUAUUUGGUGAGCUGGGUAUGAAUCUGAUCAAGGAUAAAGUUGGAGGCUGAAGUGGAAUUCAAAGAGGAAUUCUGGUUAUGAAAAAAUGGGGGAAAAUGGAAAUGGAAAUGCAGCUGCCAUGCACACUGCGAUGAACGCUGUGCAGGCGUUAGGGAGGGGAUUCGAUGUUAACUUCGAUACGAGGUUAUUGUACUGUAAAGGUGUGACAGGUUCUAGGAUAGUUGAAAUUGAUGAGGAACAUGGUAGGGAUAUCUACUUGGACGAUCAAACUGUUCUUCCCAAUAUUUCUAGAGAUAUCGUGAACUCCCAGGAGCCUUUUGGCCGUCAAAGUUCUGGGGUUUGCAAUUUUCAUGAGAUGGUGGAGUAUUUUAAUAAAAAAGCUAAUGUGUCCAGUGGUUUUCCGCUUGGUAGUUUCAAUUCUGCAUUUAGCUUUACCGGUUCAACAGAUAUUGAUGCUGCGACCACGAAGACACUUGCUAUGGAUGGAUUUUACAUUCCACUUGCCAAGUUUCAGCUUACAAAGUCGCCAUCAGUGUUGCAAGAAAAUGUUAAACGGGCUAUCCCAACUGCUUGGGACCCAUCAUCCUUGGCAAGUUUCAUUGAAAAUUUUGGGACACAUGUCAUUACUUCUGUAACUAUGGGUGGUAAAGAUGUGAUAUACGUCAAACAACAUCACUCUUCACCUUUAUCUACCACGGAGAUUAAAACCUAUGUGCAGGAUAUUGGAAAUCAGAGAUUCUCGGACAAUGAAAGUCAUACAAGUUCAGGUCAAAUCAAAUUAAAGGAUAAGGGUCUUGAUCCUGGCUUAUUCAACAGUCAAGGGGUUUACCCUCAGCCUACUAGUGCGCCAUAUCUUAAUGGGAAAGAGGAUGUUACAGUCAUUUUUCGGAGGAGGGGAGGAGAUGAUCUGGAGCAAAACCAUACCCAGUGGGCCAAAACUGUCUGGUCCUCUCCUGAUGUCAUUGGAAUGACUUUCUAUCCUAUUACUGCUCUACUUGAUGGGAUAGCUGGAAAGGAGCAUCUGACUUGUGCUAUCAGUCUUUAUCUUGAAUACAAGCCUCCAAUUGAAGAACUGAGAUAUUUUCUAGAGUUUCAGAUUCCUAGGAUAUGGGCUCCUGUACGGGACAAGAUUCCUGGCCGCCAAAGGAAGGAACCUAUUUGCCCAUCUUUGCAAUUCAGCAUGAUGGGGCAAAGACUUUAUGUCAGCCAAGAGCAGAUCUCAGUUGGACGCAAGCCAGUAACAGGCUUGCGGUUAUGCCUAGAAGGAAUCAAGUGGAACCGUCUUAGUAUUCAUCUUCAACACUUAGCUUCUCUUCCAAAGAUCCUACUUCCACACUGGGACACCCAUGUGGCAAUUGGUGCUCCCAAGUGGCAGGGACCUGAGGAGCAAGAUAGCAGAUGGUUUGAACCCGUGAAAUGGAAGAAUUUCUCUCAUGUUAGUACUGCACCAAUUGAAAACCCUGAAACCUUUAUAGGUGACCUCUCUGGUGUCUACAUUGUCACCGGGGCACAACUUGGAGUCUGGGAUUUUGGGUCGAGAAAUGUCUUGUACAUGAAGCUCUUGUAUUCUAGGCUUCCAGGCUGCACAGUACGAAGAUCAUUGUGGGACCAUAGUCCAAAUGACAAAUCAAAGAAAGUUGUUUCUACUACGGGUACUGCCAACUCUGGUGACUCAAGUUCCGGCUCACAAGAUGACAUUGUAAACAAGUUGGCAAAAUUUGUUGAUAUGACUGAGAUGAGCAAAGGGCCGCAAGAUCCUCCAGGUCAUUGGUUGGUUACUGGUGGAAAGCUUGGUGUUGAGAAAGGCAAAAUUGUUUUGAGGGUGAAGUACUCCUUACUGAAUUAUUGAAUCUCUUACGAUUUUUGUGCUGUCUUGGCUGUUUUUAAGUAGAGGCGGUGUUUUUCUUUUUGAAUGUCCAUUUGUGUUCAUCAUGCUUGUAAAGAAUUGUGCUUUGAUGAAUUUGGUUUGGGUAGGUGAGGAUGUGUAUGCAGGCCAUGGAGUUUCUUCCACUUCUCUGUCCUCUUGGAAAAGUGAUGUGAAUUUUGUAGAAAAAACUCUGAAGAUGCCUCUUUUAUCUAACAUGCGAAAAACCAGUAUUUUUGCACCAAAGAAAGGCGGUAUUUAGAAAAGAUACGUUCUAUGUGACUGAGGUCAAACAUGUGGCAUGGCGUCAAUUAGAGAUGUAAUGGGUCACUAUGGGAUGGUUAUUUGUUCCUA